AUUCAUGCAACCAUCGAUACCAAUCUUAGAAUCCCUUUUGGUUCUGUGCUCUAUGUAUUCACUUACAUGUUACCCUAGAAUAGAAUAGACAAAUGAAAAUGGAAAGUUGUUGUGAGACAUUUCAAGAUGCUUCAAAGCUAUUAGACGGGCUCCGUGUGUUUGAUAACCAGGUCUAUGGCGUAGCUCAUGGCCUACUUAUGGGUCAUGGGCAAGGCAUAUGGGAUCAGGCUCAACUUUUUGAUGAACUUGAGCACAUGGAUUCUUCAACAGCAUCUGCAUUUUAUAAUGCUCUGACUGAUAUGUUGUGGCAUUUUGGUCAGAAACUUGGGACUCAAAUGGUUGUGAUUGAAGGGAGAAACCGAAAUGUGUGGAAAGGGGGCUGGUCUACUGAAUGCUUAGACCUACAUCUGACGUCUUGUGGAGCAGCCUGUGCAAUGGUGCAUUCAUGGUUGCUCGAAUUGCGAACCACUGUUUUUGGAGGACAGAAGCCACCUCCUAUAUUGAGCAUAUUAACUGGAUGGGGCAAGCAUAGCAAAGUAGUGGGCAACGGUGCUUUAAGAAAGGCUGUUGAGGCACUCCUGAAUGGCAUUGGUGCACCCUUUCAGAUAGCUGAGUGUAAUUUGGGGAGGUUUGUAUCAGACGGAACUGAAGUAGCUGCCUGGUUGAGACAACCCAGCACCCUGAAUGUGCUACUUCUCCAUGAUUACAUUGUUUAUUCUCAACCAGUUGAGAGAAACCAAACAUUUAACAUACCAUCUCUUGGAGCUUUGUAAUGAUCAAGAUUUUAAAUCAAGAUUCAAAUUAUGAAUUGCAAAGUUCAUUUUGAAAUCAUGAAUUGUAAUUUGUAUUGCACCGUGAGAGUAAGAGAAAUGAAAAGUAACUUCAAAUCUAAGUAAAACUUCUAUUCUGGAAGAAUGGAACCGAGACAAGG
Molecule: messenger RNA, 931 nt
Organism: Vigna angularis (adzuki bean)
Lineage: Eukaryota; Viridiplantae; Streptophyta; Magnoliopsida; Fabales; Fabaceae
Product: pentatricopeptide repeat-containing protein GUN1, chloroplastic-like
Source: RefSeq, a predicted model, not a curated record